UUAAACUUCUUCUCUGCACUCAGUGUUCCCCAGUAGUUUGAUUUAAAAAUACACCCCGCAGCCUCCUGCCCUACCAGAGCGCCCGGAACGCGAGUCCAACAAUGAACCCUCAAGGUGGUAAAGCCUUCGGAAUUCUGAAAGCACAACAGGAUGACCGUCUGGAAUCAAUCAAUAAGGAGUUCCUGAAUAAUCCAAAGUACAACACUGAUAAAGACCUGGACGAGAAGCUCACAGCUUUCAAACAGAAAUACAUGGAGUUUGACCUCAAUGACCAGGGAGACAUUGAUAUCAUGGGACUGAAGAGAAUGCUGGAGAAACUUGGUGCAGCCAAGACCCACCUGGAGCUGAAGAAAAUGAUCAAGGAGGUGGUGGGAGACAUGGGUGAGACCAUCUCUUAUUCGGCCUUCGUGAAGAUGAUGCUGGGAAAGCGGUCAGCCAUCGCGAAAAUAAUCUUGUUGUAUGAAGACAAAGCAAAAGAACCUGAGAAACCCACUGGGCAUCCAACAAAGAAAACCUUCAGCGACCUCCCAUAAUCCUCUUCUUUGCCAAUGUUAAUGCGCGAUGAUCAUCUGACACCUCCCACCCCAUAUGCCCUCUAUUGUCAAGAUUGUUUCAUUCUACCUUUGCACCACCAGUGCCCACUUCCGUUCAUCUGCUGCUGAAGUCCUCAUCCAUGUUUUCUGUACCUUCAGGGUUGACUACUCCAUGGCUGACGUGCCAUAGUCAAAACUCUGUAAGGUCGAACCCAUCUAAAACUCUGCUGUACUGUUCCUAUCUUGUACAAUGUCAUGUUCACCCAUCACCAUACUGUGUUCACUGAGUCCCACUAGCUUUUGGCAUGGUAGUGACUGGAUUCUUAAGCUUCUCAUUCUUGUUUUAAAUCCAUCUGAGGUUUUGCCUCUGUCUAUAUCUCUAUCAUGUGUUCCAGCCAUUGAGCCCUGCACCUGGCUAAUUCUGACCUCUUGUAUACUCCCAAUUUUCUGUGCCCAACAUUGGUGGCUGUGUCUUCAGCCGCCAGGGCCUUUACGCUGUAUAUGUACAAAGGAAACUGUCCACCUGAAGCAGGUAACAGUGUGUACCCUAGAGCCUCAGCCUAAUCAGAGUGCAAUCAGCCAUUGUGAUGACCGUGAAACAAAAGUGUUCACGAUACUUUUCCUGAUAAUUAACAAUGGAGUUGGAACUGAGGUAAGGAAAACGUUUUCACACCAUAGUGUUCAGAUGUGAGAUAUACAUUCCCAGACAGUGUAGUAGAAACAGAAUCGAUAGUAAUUCUAUAAAGGAAAUUGGGUAAAUAGCUUGGCAAGGAAAAGAUUGGCAGCACUAUGGGCAAAUUACAGUGUAAGUUUUUAAAGGGUCUUUCGAUAAUUCAGAUCAAUUCAAUUUGCUUGAGUUCACUUAAUUUAAAAAUCUUGAGUUAAUCUUUUCAAACUGCAGUGCUCAAGUUCAACAGAGAUAUACCAUCAGUAAAGGUUAGGAUAUUGAGUUAAUGCAAAAUAUCAAAUUUUAUUCAGUAAAAUUGAGUAAAAGAUGUGAUCAUAUAACAACAGAAGAUACUUAGGUCAUCAGCAAACGACACAAAGUUACAUCCAUCAAAAUGCAAGAUGGAGAUCAAUACUAGACUCAAAUCCCACCUCACAGACAGAAAACCUCUCCUGCCCUUGAGGUAAAAUGUCUUCAAGUAGGCAGAAAGUUCCUGAUUAACUAUUCCCAAAAACUGCCCUAACUUCGGUUGAUCCAAAUCACAGUUCGAGCCAAGAAUAAUCUAACUGUCCUCAGGUUAUACGGAGAGCUCAGAAAUAAGGUGCUUGGAAUCCUCCUUUUAUACAUAUUUAAGGAUUAACUUCCCUUCAAGAAAGGAAUUGAAUUUGUGAAUAAAGUGGUGAAGAUCCAUUCGAUUGGAUCUUGUUGUCUCAAUCAUCUUAAACAUGAGGAACUUUGAUUUGUACGUGUCCCAAAAUUCUGAUCCCAAGAAUCAAAAUGUAUCAGUAUGAAAUGGCAUGUUGGAAAAAGUCUCUGAAAUGUCCAAAUUAAGGCAACAAAAUCUUAAAACUAACAUUGUAAACCCUGGUCUGCUUAUAGCAGGGUGCAGGGUAACUGUAUCUGGCUCAUUCAACAAGAUGGCAUGGACAAUGUGGGCCAAUUGACUUCCUUCUACACUCUACAGUCUGUCCUGAUUUCCUUUAUCCCUCCAUCAACAUCAGAAGCAGAUGAUCUGGUCAUUAACUCAGUGCUGCUUGUGAGAGCUUGCUGCGAAUGCAUUGACUGCAUCACAACCAUGACUACACUGGCAAGCUGAAUUUCAUCGCUGUGAACCUCUUAUGGUCAUCCUGAGAUUGUGACAGGUGCCAGAGAAAUGCACUUUCUUCCUUUUCGACGAGGGAGCAGAGUUUAUAUUUGUAUGAGAGAGAUUUCUGAAUGGCAGAUUAUCACCGAAAGCUUGGGGAAUUCUAAAUUCCAGUGAUUUUCUAUCUAUGAAUAACAGUUAUUGGAAAAAUGAGCAUUUCCACAGUAAAAGACAAUUGGAAGCCUUGCA
Hemiscyllium ocellatum (epaulette shark) is the source of this 2533-nucleotide messenger RNA. RefSeq names its product allograft inflammatory factor 1-like (gene aif1l). Gene Ontology annotation, cellular component: ruffle membrane; actin filament. The record is from RefSeq and is a predicted model, not a curated record. Gene Ontology annotation, molecular function: actin filament binding; calcium ion binding. Lineage: Eukaryota; Metazoa; Chordata; Chondrichthyes; Orectolobiformes; Hemiscylliidae. Gene Ontology annotation, biological process: ruffle assembly; actin filament bundle assembly. Bases 102 to 533 code for a protein of 143 amino acids. The transcript is spliced from 6 exons.